UUCUAUUUUUAAAUACUAGUAUUUUAAAAAUAUUGUGUGUAUCAUGUGUAUUUCGGUGUACAUCUUGAAUAUUAAUUUAAUGUAGUGGCUAUAUUCUCUUUGAUAUUAAUAAACCCAUUUUUAAAAUGGGUAGACAUUUUGGAGACUUAGCUGUUAUCCGAGGUAUAAUUUAUUACAGACUCUCACCUCAUGAACAAAAACCAUUCGCAGGAGCCAUAUCACAUGGAGCUCCCAAUAUGAUACCCAGGAUGACAUCAACCAUCACUUACUGGUUGCCGCCUGUGAUAAUGGCCUUAAUGUUGUAUAAAUACGUGGAAGAAAGCUAUUACGCAUCAAAGAGGAAAAAUUUGAAAGAUUACGAAAAUGAAGUUGAACCAGACCCUUGUAAAACUGUAAAUACAAAAAAAUAAGUUAUUAACCAGAAACGUUAGAAGUUUAAAGUUAUAAAGUAUCGGUAUUUAAUGGACUUACAUUUUAACUACUUAUUUGUAAUAAAAGCAGUUAAGUACGUUAAAU
Molecule: messenger RNA, 516 nt
Organism: Manduca sexta (tobacco hornworm)
Lineage: Eukaryota; Metazoa; Arthropoda; Insecta; Lepidoptera; Sphingidae
Product: cytochrome b-c1 complex subunit 8-like
Exons: 2
Coding region: 126-410 (94 amino acids)
Biological process (GO): mitochondrial electron transport, ubiquinol to cytochrome c
Source: RefSeq, a predicted model, not a curated record